AUGUCUUUCGACAUGGACUUUACCUUCAUGAGCCGGUAUACCGACGGCUUCGAGUUGAAUUUUCGAGGACGCAGUUAUCGCUUUCACGAUCCUGAUGCAAAUCGAAAGGAAUUCGUUGUCACAGGGUUAAACCGACUACCACCACUGCCAAGCAAGAAAAUGUAUCGUAUCAUCGUGAAAAAUCUGACAUUCCAGGCUCAGAAGGCAAACGGAAACUUUUACGAUGUCGAUGAAUGCGAUUUAUAUCUGGAGUUUCAGAACGCAUACCUUGGAUUAGACUUUUUGACCUAUCUCGAGGAUCGAUUGUAUAGGCAAAUU
Mesorhabditis belari is the source of this 318-nucleotide messenger RNA. The record is from the annotation of a GenBank genome assembly. Lineage: Eukaryota; Metazoa; Nematoda; Chromadorea; Rhabditida; Rhabditidae.